Molecule: messenger RNA, 1554 nt
Organism: Trichoderma harzianum CBS 226.95
Lineage: Eukaryota; Fungi; Ascomycota; Sordariomycetes; Hypocreales; Hypocreaceae
Exons: 2
Coding region: 245-1312 (355 amino acids)
Biological process (GO): isocitrate metabolic process; tricarboxylic acid cycle
Cellular component (GO): mitochondrion
Molecular function (GO): NAD binding; isocitrate dehydrogenase (NAD+) activity; magnesium ion binding
Source: RefSeq, a predicted model, not a curated record
CAUCACCAUCACAAUCACCAUAAUUCAUCUGAUCUAAUCUUCAAUCACAAGCUCACCCAGCGCUAUCAAUCAAAAAAUCCCCCGCCAUGCCACCCCCACUAAAAAUGUCCAGUUUCUGAUGGCGCUCGGAUAAACCCGCCGAUCUUCGGAUCUAGAUGCUGAAAAUCGAAACUCGAGUCGCAAAAAAAAAAAAAGUUACUCACGCACAACCAAAGACAAGAAAGCCCAAUUGAUUGCGCCCGCCAUGUCGAUUCGCACUCUUAGAAUCGGGCUCAUCCCCGGUGACGGCAUCGGCAAGGAAGUCAUCCCCGCCGGCCGCCGCAUCCUCGAAGCUCUCCCCGCCUCUCUCAAGCUCAAGUUCGACUUUGUCGACCUCAAGGCCGGCUUCGAGACCUUUGAGCAGACCGGCUCCGCCCUCCCCGAUGCCACCGUCGAUGUCCUGCGCAACGAGUGCCAGGGCGCGCUCUUCGGCGCCGUCAGCUCGCCCACCCACGCCGUCAAGGGCUACUCCUCGCCCAUUGUCGCCCUGCGAAAGCGCCUCGACCUCUACGCCAACGUCCGUCCCGUCAAGACCGUCAUGACCGCCGCCAAGCCCAUCGACAUGGUCAUUGUCCGCGAGAACACCGAGGAUCUCUACGUCAAGCAGGAGACCACCCGCGACACCCCCGAGGGCAAGGUCGCCGAGGCCAUCAAGCGCAUUUCCGAAAAGGCCUCGUUCCGUAUUGCUGCUAUGGCUGGUGACAUUGCGCUGCGCCGCCAGAAGAUCCGCGAGAGCUCCCCCAGCAUCCACAGCAAGCCCCUCGUCACAAUCACCCACAAGUCCAACGUCCUGUCGCAAACCGACGGCCUCUUCCGCACUGCCUCCAAGAACGCCCUGUCCGACCCAAAGUACUCUUCCGUCUCUGUCGAGGAGCAGAUUGUCGACUCCAUGGUCUACAAGCUGUUCCGCCAGCCCGAAGCCUACGACGUCAUCGUUGCCCCCAACUUGUACGGCGAUAUCCUCUCCGACGGUGCUGCCGCUCUUGUCGGCAGUCUUGGUCUCGUUCCCAGCGCCAACGUCGGUGAGGGCUUCGCCAUUGGUGAGCCUUGCCACGGCAGUGCCCCCGAUAUUCAGGGCAAGAACAUUGCCAACCCCAUUGCCACCCUGCGAAGUGCUGCUCUGAUGCUCGAGUUCCUUGAGGAGCCCGAGGCCGCUGCCAAGAUUUACGCCGCUGUUGACGCCAACUUGGAGGAAGGCAAGCUGCUGAGCCCUGAUCUGGGUGGAAAGGCCACCACCGAUGAGGUUGUCGAGGAUAUCCUGAGACGCUUGUAAAUGGUGUCUCUGGUGAGAAGGAGUAAAAACUGGCGGGUGUUGGAAAAGCUCUAUCAUCUCUCUGUCAGUAUGAGGUAGUCUCUGUAGUAAAAUCGUCUGCAUGAAACCGGAUCUAGAGAGCAAAUCAGUUUUGAAUAAAGAAAAAGCAAAAACUUUUGAUUCAAGAGACGCAUAAUAGCUGAUCUAGUCAGCUCGGCUACCUAGCCUAAAAGCAAUCAUCUCGGCCGUCUUUCCAUCAAAAC